Messenger RNA from Mytilus californianus (California mussel), 1628 nucleotides. RefSeq names its product kappa-type opioid receptor-like. The record is from RefSeq and is a predicted model, not a curated record. Gene Ontology annotation, biological process: G protein-coupled receptor signaling pathway. Bases 179 to 1165 code for a protein of 328 amino acids. Lineage: Eukaryota; Metazoa; Mollusca; Bivalvia; Mytilida; Mytilidae. Gene Ontology annotation, cellular component: membrane. Gene Ontology annotation, molecular function: trace-amine receptor activity. The transcript has a single exon.
CGCAGAUAACAGAUUCCGAUCUUUGUUCAUUCCGACGGCUGUUGGUAACAGUUGAAAUCAUUCGAAAUGCUAAUAAGUGAAAGUCUGAACAGCUUCCAGCAAUUAAAAUUUCAUUGAUGGCCCUGUGCAUUCGUAGUAUUGCUGACUAUUCGGAAAUUUAAGAUCGCAUUUUCGAUGAAUGACUCUGGUUACCAUGACUAACUCUACCCUGGACCAGAGCAGUGGUUUUCCUGUUAUUUUAAUAGUUUUUAUAGUUUUACAACAACUAGUAUUUAUUACUGCUCUUCUUGGCAACAGUCUUGUUAUAUUUAUAUUCAUCAGUAAACUUAAACUUAAAACCAAUACAAACAAGUUUGUGGUAAAUUUAGCAAUUGCUGACAUGUUAACUGGAAUAGUAGCAGGAAUACAAGUAUUUUAUUUUAUGUAUCCAAGUAUCGCAAAUAACAUGACAGUUUGUUUUCUACGUUACCUGCUAAUCAGUUACACGACACUGGUAUCCCAAUUGACAGUCUUGUUCACAGCGCUAGACAGAUACAUAGCAAUUUGUCAUCCGCAUCACUACGCAAAAAUCCUGACAACAAACGCAACAAUCAUUUUGUCUCUGUUUCCAUGGAUAUUCUGCUUAUUUUUUGUUGCUCUCCCGUUCUGGGGUUUGCACGUUUGGAGCCCUGGUUUUCCAUGUGAAUACUUAUUUUUAUUUCAUAGGGGUUUCUACUUGGCAUCAUCUCUCAUUGUGUAUAGUUUUAGCAUGAUAACCUUUGUAAUGUAUAUUUUGAUACUGAAAGCGGCAUGGCGGUUUUAUUCUAGAGUUGCACCAGUGAGUGGCGGUUCCGUGAACAAUCAGCAAACAGCGAAAUCUAAGAACAUGGAUCGUGAUGUACGGAGUGCAAAAGUUACAGGUAUCGUUACGUUGGCAUUUUCGUUUUGUUGGCUACCAUUCACGUCGUUUCCAUUCAGGAAAGGUAUCGGAAUUGAUCAAACGACGAUAACAGAAUUAACUGUGAUGAAUUGGUUGGUGUUUCUUGGCCUUUUAAACAGUAUAAUAAAUCCAUUUAUUUAUGCUUGGAAACGUCGGGACUUUAUUAAAGAAUGUAAAAAAACGUUUAGGUGCUUAAAGAAUAAUAAUCAGGAAGAAACAGUUGUACAUGUUACUUCCCAACCUUAACGACAUUCGCUAGGUUUGAGAAUGAAAGUCGUUCCUUUUAUUUAUAGGAGUUAAAAGUCUAAUAAUAGGGAUGAAAAGCCUGUAACUAAGAAACACUGAUUUCAGUCGGUUUGAUCGCUUAAUAUGCUUGACAGCCUUGUUCGAACCCACCUUCAGCGAAACAGUUUCAUGAAAAAACAAUAUGUACAAUAUUAUACUAUUUCUAUGAGCUGGUAAAUUUCAGAUCUGGAUAUCGACUUCCGACUGCAUUGCAAAGCUUCGGAAAGGACGCAUCGUAACAAUUGCGUGAAAUCGGGAACUGUGAUGGCCUAACUUACAUAUCUUUUAACUUUAAAAACAAUGGAACGGCUUAAGAACUAUGUAGCGGAUACCACGACAUAUACAUUGAUUUAUCAAGAUUUUUUGUAGUUUGAAGAAACAACGACGGUUUAUUAGUUUAGAAUAAAAUCGUUUUAAAAUGUUA